Messenger RNA from Oncorhynchus keta (chum salmon), 3941 nucleotides. Its product is annotated as protein odr-4 homolog. The record is from RefSeq and is a predicted model, not a curated record. The coding region runs from base 18 to 1325 and encodes 435 amino acids. The transcript is spliced from 13 exons. Gene Ontology annotation, biological process: intracellular protein localization. Gene Ontology annotation, cellular component: endomembrane system. NCBI's taxonomy places the organism in Eukaryota, Metazoa, Chordata, Actinopteri, Salmoniformes, Salmonidae.
AGAUGAACUUGGUGUAAAUGGGGAAAGGAAUGGGAAAAGGCAUCAUUGCUGAUGCUGCAGUGGAAAAAUACUUUGCUGACCUGAAAGCAAGCACAUCUUACAUCCUUGGACUUUUAGUUGGACAGGGGGAGUUUGUGGUGCAUGCAGCGAUGACCCCACUAAAGGAGGACAAUCCUGGUGGCCUGAUGAAUGAGGAUGACAAAGACUACAUCCUAGAUCACGCAGAACAUCUGAACCGCAUGGUUCCUGGAGGACUGUCUGUGAUGGGCAUGUUUGUGGUCUCCCCGUCCCACCAGACCAAAGAGAGCCAUAUGAAAAUGAGGCGGACUAUGGCUGCUGUGGAGAAUCGUGUAUCCGAGGACAGGCUUUGGGGUUUCUCAGAGGAGGACACCAAUGACAGAGUGAUGCUUCAUAUCUGCUCCAACACCAACAAAGUGACUUGCUGGAUUAUGAACAUUAAAGAACCUAGUAAAUCUUCUAAAUCUGCGACAUGGAGUUACCUGCCGUGGAUGACAGCGUUCUGGCCUGUUGCAGUCUGCCCCAUGGACAUCGACCUGAUGUUCCCUAUCAAGGACAAGACCCGCCACGGUCUGAUGCAGGCCAUGAAGGAUGGGAUGAUGAGGUGGGCAAAGAAGACUGAGGCCAGUGUUUGUCUCCUCAACAACAAAAAUCUACCAGCUAAGACAAAUUUGAACCCCCCAACUAAGAGGAACAAUUCACAAAGGAUAAAGAUUCAAGGUCAGAUCUUCAUCCCAACAACAGGGGGCAAGCUGGGGGAGAGGCCUUCCACUGCGUCAGUGCAGGUAUGCAGCUGUAUCCUGAGACUGAAGGGGAGUCUGGGGUGCAGAGCAUACAUGAACCCUGCAAGGACCACUGCCAAGACCACCACCAUGUACAUCAAGAGGGACAUCAUCAGGAGUGUCUACAACAGUGCCAAAAACUUCUUUGAACAUCUGAUAAAUGAUGAAAACUCAGCGAAGGCAUUCAUGGGCUCCCAACCCUUGGCUAAGCGGGUGUUCUUCCUGGUUCCCGACACUGGCAUCUCUCUGUGUGACUACAUACUCUCCUCUGAGACAGAGGCAGCUGUCCAGGAGAGGGUAAGGGAGUGGGCAGGCUUCACCAUCCCUGAUGGGCAGCUCCAUAUCACCCAGCAGCUGGUACAGGGCAGGUUGGAGUGGCACCAAGAUUCAGAGGAAGGCAUGGACAGCACCUGGGUCCCGGUGUACAAGAUCCAGCAGAGGCGCAAAAUCACCAUGGGUGUGGCAGUGGCUUCAGGAGUCUCCCUGGUGGCCUGUCUCAUCUAUAGUCUCUUCCUAGAAGAGUGAAGAGUGUCCCACGGAGUCAAGCGGUUCAAUCCCAGGAUCUGGCAUGCAAAGGGCAUCAGAACAUCCCUGGGAUUCCCAUUUAUUAAAGGGGCCUGUGCAAUGACAUGGAAGUUAAGAUGUGUUUUUUCCAUUUCUAUUAACACAUUCCAGUAACAGAUGACAGUGUGUCUAGGAACACACUUCCUGGGUUCAUUGUUAGAGGGGCCCAUUCAUAUUUGCGGCGUGAGACAGCAAAGUCACGUGGAAGGAGCCAUUUAUUUUCACGUGAGAUCAGAGCCACCAGCUGCUAUAGUUUUACACUCUAACGGGAGCGUCAUGCCCCAUACCUCAUGAUGUGACGUCAUCUUAGUGGGGUUUUGUGUGGGUCAACUAGAAUGUUGCAGCUGGUGCCAUGAAUCAAAGCUCACAGCGCCAACUGAGAAACAACCUACCCAAUAAACAGAGAGAGAGGGAUGGGGGCGCUUAUUAUAACUACUGUAGGUAAAUAUUUGUGUUAACUAAUCUCAUUCUCGGAAGUCUCGGGUAAUCAACAGUGCCUCUUCAAACUCAGGAGGCUGAAGAAAUUUGGCUUGUUAACUAAAACUCUCACAAACCUUUACAGAUGCACAAUUGAGAGCAUCCUGUUGGGCUGUAUCACUGCCUGGUACGACAAUUGCACCGCCCACAAACGCAGGGCUCUUCUGAGGGUGGUGCGGUUUGCACAACGCAUCACCGGGGGCAAACUACCUGCCCUCCAGGACACCUACAGCACCCAAUGUCACAGGAAGGCCAAACAGAUCAUCAAGGAGAACAACCACGCUAUCAUCCAGAAGGCGAGGUCAGUACAGGUACGUCAAAGCUGGGACGGAGAGACUGAAAAACAGCUUCUAUCUCAAGGCCAUCAGACUGUUAAACAGCCAUCACCAUCACAGACAGGCUGCUGCCUCCAGUACAUACAGACUUGAAAUCAUUGGUCACUUUCGUAAAUGGAACACUAGUCACUUUAAUAAUGUUUACAUAUCUUGCAUUACUCAUCUCCUGUAUAUAUACUGUAUAGCCUAUGCGCUCUGACGUUACUCAUCCAUAUAUUUAUAUAUUCUUAUUCCAUUCCUUUACUUAGAUUUGCGUUUAUUAGGUAUAUGCUGUGGAAUUGUUAGAUAUUACUUGUUAGAUAUUGCUGCACUGUCAGAACUAGAAGCACAAGCAUUUCAUUAUACUCACAAUAACAUCUGCUAACCAUGUGUAUGUGACCAAUACAUUUGAUUUGAUUUGAUCUAUAAUGGGAAUUCAUGCAUUGCCCACUGUCUAAACAAAAAUGUAGCAAUUGGCAUAGCGCUACUGUGUUGACUUUAUGGACGUUAUAGAUCUUAUUUUGUUUGUGGCUAAUAUCUGUCUUAGCCCUUCCAUGAGGCACUUGAUGUUUUCUCUCAACACUGCUACAGGCCACAGGCUUACAUUGCACUCCUGAACCCUGACAUCAACAACAACCACCUCAGAUACACAACACUUACUGUAGGCUAUUUAUUAUACAGUAUAUAUGACUUGCAGCUACAGUAAAAUUCUGUCUGUGGCCACAUCACAUACCGAAACUCUGUGGUUACUGUGAGCAUGGGGCAAGUGGUGACAGGCCUGUCCAGACUCCAGACAGACACAGAGAGGAUAUUUUUGCUACUAGGCCCAGCCGCCACCCAUGCGAUGCAACGGUCGCCGCAGUGAGCAGAAGAUGUUGUCAGUCUGGUGGGACUGUGUUGUUACAUGCUUAAGGAACCACGGGCAGGAGAAGCACCAGGUUGCAUGAAAGGAAAGCUCCAGGGGGAGGUUUCAGUGAGGCGUGAUAGGGGUUAGACACACCACUGGUUGUGGAGACGUGAAAGACAGUCUCCCUUAAAGGUUACCCUGGUUACCCUGGGCCAUGUGUAGUCUGUAACAGGAUCACUUGUAUUUUAAACCUAAGAGGAAAUAUGACAGUGUGUCACAGUUCACAGUAUUCUGCUGUUGGCCUGACGAACACUCACUCGCUGGCCGGUGCCUGACGAACACUCACUCGCUGGCCGGUGCCUGACGAACACUCACUCGCUGGCCGGUGCCUGACGAACACUCACUCGCUGGCCGGUGCCUGACGAACGCUCACUCGCUGGCCGGUGCCUGGCGAACGCUCACUCGCUGGCCGGUGCCUGACGAACGCUCACUCGCUGGCCGGUGCCUGACGAACGCUCACUCGCUGGCCGGUGCCUGAUGAACGCUCACUCGCUGGCCGGUGCCUGACGAACACUCACUCACUGGCCGGUGCCUGACGAACACUCACUCACUGGCCGGAGCCUGAUGAACGCUCACUCGCUGGCCGGUGCCUGACGACCACUCACUCGCUGGCCGGUGCCUGAUGAACACUCACUCGCUGGCCGGUGCCUGACGAACACUCACUCACUGGCCGGUGCCUGGGAUGUAUGUAAUAAGACUAAAGAUUUCCUGGGGUAACAAUGUAAGAAAUAAUACAUGAAAAAACAAAAUACUGCAUAGUUUCCUAAGAACGCGAAGCGAGGCGACCGCCUCUGUCGGUGCCAUUUUCAGAGUUUCAGAGUUAUUGUUCCCAGCACAAGGUGCACCUGUGUAAUGAUCAUGCUAUUUAAUCAGCUUCUU